Marmota monax (woodchuck) is the source of this 7038-nucleotide messenger RNA. It is a transcript of the gene Acvr2a, whose product is annotated as activin A receptor type 2A. Gene Ontology annotation, cellular component: activin receptor complex; plasma membrane. The record is from RefSeq and is a predicted model, not a curated record. Bases 1946 to 3517 code for a protein of 523 amino acids. The transcript is spliced from 12 exons. Gene Ontology annotation, molecular function: ATP binding; activin binding; activin receptor activity. NCBI's taxonomy places the organism in Eukaryota, Metazoa, Chordata, Mammalia, Rodentia, Sciuridae. Gene Ontology annotation, biological process: cellular response to growth factor stimulus; protein phosphorylation; activin receptor signaling pathway.
UUCCUAUACUUUUGAUAUGUUUGUUUUUCAAAAUGGAUUUCAGAUUUCUCUUAGGCAGAAAAAGACUCUUUUCUUUUGGUGUGUUUCCAUAAUGUUUUGCCAACUUUGAGCAUUUAGAUAUGGUUAAUGUCUGAAGCUCAGUCUCCUCUCCUGAGCCCAGAGUGCUCACACAGCUCAUGUGUGGAGAGGUACCUCACCUAUGUUGAAAGUCCUCUGGUUCCAAUACUUGUUGAUUUUAAUGAUAUUAAACAGUCCCUAGAAAGAUAUAUAUCUCUUUAUCUUUCCCUCUCUCUCUCUCUUUUUUUUUUUUUUGAUUAGUUUUGAGUAAAUAAAAUGUCAUCAACUUAAUACAGCAUAUUAAUCAAAUUGUUAAGUAAUAUUUAUUCUGUGUUUACCUGCUACUAAUAAUUUUCUUUGCAUUUUAAUUCUUAGAUUCUAAGGACUUGAAGGGUCAUCAAGAAAUAAUUUAACUUGCUGUGCAUUUUAAGUCAGGGUUUUAGUCAAAUAAAAUUUAUAGAAUGUCUAGCCUACAUGCCUCUGUAUUUAUGUAUAUAUAUGUCAUGUGUGUAAUUACAAAUACAUUUUUUACAACAGAUAUAUCAAUAUUUUUGAAGGAGAAAAAAAGCUGUGUUCUCUGUUGUGGGUAAGUCAUAGCAAGCAAAAGUAUAGAACAGCUGCUCUUACAUCUUCUGUCUUUUCAGUUUCAGUGGACUUGAGCAGAUAUGUAUUUAAAAAAAUUGUUAUAUAAAUAUUCUGAGGCCUAAGUCACAUCCUUGGCCAUCUGGUAAGAUUUUGUUUUAAAGCUUGCUGCCUGCUUUUGGGGGUCACCCAUAGAGCUGCUUAUAUUGCCAGCAUUUUGCUUUUCUUCAGAGUGACACCUUAUUGAUCUUUCUGCUCAUUCUCUUCUCAUUUCUUUUUUCCAUUUGCAUUCCUUAUGAGAUGAUUUUGUUUUUUCAUGGUCUUUGACAUGAGUAGGAGAGAGAAUGAUUUGAGUGGCUACUAUAAUAGGGACUUUUCUUUUUCCCCCUAAAUAUGAUCCUAGGGAUUGAACCCAGGGCCUUGUGCUUGCUACGAAAGUGCUUUGCCACUGAGCUACAUCCUCAGCCCUUUUAAAAAUUUUGAUUUUGAUACAGGGUCUUUCUAAGUUGCUUCCCUUUCCCUAGACUUUUCAGCAUCUGGGAUUACAGGCAUGUGCCACCACUCCUCAGCUGUAUUAUGGCUUCUUACUUGUAAAGAUUGUUUGCUCUCAGAUACAGGUUAUUUUUACCCAGCAUAGCAGCAAACCUGCUUGUAUACUUUCCAUUUCCUCUUACAAAUUAGCAUUAAAAACAUGGGUCCAUGGUUUGGUAUUUAUGUAUGCAUUCUAUUACAAUACAAUUUUAAUGACUGAUAACUGCCUUCUUACUAGCUCUCUACUUACUAGUUUUGUAUCCAUCAAAUCAAAUAAUACAUUAUUUUUUCCAUAUUAAACAUACAGGAGUGACUGGGGUUGUGGCUCAGCGGUAGAGCACUCGCCUAGCAUGUGCGAGGCCCUGGGUUUGAUCCUCAGCACCACAUAAAAAUAAAUAAAUAAAAUAAAGAUGAUAUUGUGUCGUAAGAAAAACAUACAGGAGUAAAGUCUCAUUAGAAGUAAAACAUGCCUUUAUGAUAAAAGUUUCUUAGGUCCUAAUAGAAAAUUGAUUUCAUGAGUAUUUAGCAUGUUAUGCAGUUGAUUUAAAACCUUGGUAGCUUACAUUGUAUUAUACUUUAUAUUAUCAGAGUAUUUCUGAACAGACACCUUUCUCUCUUGCUUCUUUUUCAGUCUGACAACAACAGACUGCCAUGAUUUUUCAUCUGAUGAUUUGGUAAAACUGCCACUUCUACAAAUUCAGAAACAUUGCAAUUUUGGCUCAUACAAUUGAAGAAAUAUUGAUUAGACCUCUUCCUUUGACAGGAAUGCUACUGGAUGACCAUGGUAGGAGUCUGGGGUCACCCACCACUGUCCCUAGGUCAUCUAGUAGAGCAAGGUGCUAUACUUGGUAGAUCAGAAACUCAGGAGUGUCUUUUCUUUAAUGCUAAUUGGGAAAGAGACAGAACCAAUCAAACUGGUGUUGAACCCUGUUAUGGUGACAAAGAUAAACGGCGACAUUGUUUUGCUACCUGGAAGAAUAUUUCUGGUUCCAUUGAAAUAGUGAAACAAGGUUGUUGGCUGGAUGAUAUCAACUGCUAUGACAGGACUGAUUGUAUAGAAAAAAAAGACAGUCCUGAAGUCUACUUUUGUUGCUGUGAGGGCAAUAUGUGUAAUGAAAAAUUUUCUUAUUUUCCGGAGAUGGAAGUCACACAGCCCACUUCAAAUCCAGUUGCACCUAAGCCACCCUAUUACAACAUUCUGCUCUAUUCCUUGGUGCCACUUAUGUUAAUUGCAGGGAUUGUCAUAUGUGCAUUUUGGGUAUACAGGCAUCACAAGAUGGCCUACCCUCCUGUACUUGUUCCAACUCAACACGCCUUUCAUAUAAUGAUAGAGGACCCAGGACCACCCCCACCUUCUCCAUUACUAGGUUUGAAGCCACUGCAAUUAUUAGAAGUGAAAGCAAGGGGAAGAUUUGGUUGUGUUUGGAAAGCCCAGUUGCUUAAUGAAUAUGUUGCCGUUAAAAUAUUCCCAAUACAGGAUAAACAGUCAUGGCAAAAUGAAUAUGAAGUCUAUAGUUUACCUGGAAUGAAGCAUGAAAACAUAUUACAGUUCAUCGGUGCAGAAAAACGAGGCACCAGUGUUGAUGUGGACCUUUGGCUAAUAACAGCAUUUCAUGAGAAGGGCUCACUGUCAGACUUUCUUAAGGCUAAUGUGGUCUCUUGGAAUGAACUGUGUCAUAUUGCAGAAACCAUGGCUAGAGGGUUGGCAUAUUUACAUGAGGAUAUACCUGGCCUCAAAGAUGGCCACAAACCCGCAAUAUCUCACAGGGACAUCAAAAGUAAAAAUGUGCUGUUGAAAAACAAUCUGACGGCUUGCAUUGCUGACUUUGGGUUGGCAUUAAAAUUUGAGGCUGGCAAGUCUGCAGGUGACACCCAUGGACAGGUUGGUACCCGAAGGUAUAUGGCUCCAGAGGUAUUAGAAGGUGCUAUAAACUUCCAAAGGGAUGCAUUUUUGAGGAUAGAUAUGUACGCCAUGGGAUUAGUCCUGUGGGAACUGGCUUCUCGCUGUACUGCUGCAGAUGGACCUGUAGAUGAGUACAUGUUGCCAUUUGAGGAGGAAAUUGGCCAGCAUCCAUCUCUUGAAGAUAUGCAGGAAGUUGUUGUACAUAAAAAAAAGAGGCCUGUUUUAAGAGAUUAUUGGCAAAAACAUGCUGGAAUGGCGAUGCUCUGUGAAACGAUAGAAGAAUGUUGGGAUCAUGAUGCAGAAGCCAGGUUAUCAGCAGGAUGUGUAGGUGAAAGAAUUACCCAGAUGCAGAGACUCACAAAUAUCAUUACUACAGAGGACAUUGUAACAGUGGUCACGAUGGUGACAAAUGUUGACUUUCCUCCCAAAGAAUCUAGUCUAUGAUGGUUGCAUCAUCUGUACACACUGAGCAGUGGGACUCUGAACUGGAGCUGCUAAGCUAACAAACUGCUUACAGUUUUAUUUUCUGUGUGAAAUGAGUAGGAUGCCUCCUGGAAAUAUAAGAAAGCAGCCCCUUGUUGAAAAAUGUGGCUCUGGGAGACUACUGCAUUGCCUGCAGCACAGACGUGAAGGACAUGAGGCUAAGAGAAAAAUUGCAAACUUUAUAAAGAAACUUUUGAGAAAAUGUACAUGAAGAAUGUGGCCCUCUCCAAAUCAAGGAUCUUUUGGAUCUGGCUAAUCAAGUGUUGAAAACUGACAUCAGAUUUCUUAAUGUCUGUCAGAAGACACUAAUUCCUAAAUGAACUACUGCUAUUUUUUUUAAAUCAAAAACUUUUCAUUUCAGAUUUUAAAAAGGGUAACUUGUUUUUAUUGCAUUUGCUGUUGUUUCUAUAAAUGACUAUUGUAAUGCCAAUAUGACACAGCUUGUGAAUGUUUAGUGUGCUGCUGUUCUGUGUACAUAAACAAAGUCAUCAAAGUGGGGUACAGUAAAGAGGCUUCCAAGCAUUACUUUAACCUCCCUCUCAACAAGGUAUACCUCAGUUCCACGGUUGCUAAAUUAUAAAAUUGAAAACACUAACAAAUUUGAAUAAUAAAUGGAUCCAUGUUUUGUAACAAGGUAUCACAAAUUCACUGUGUUAUUUAAGAAAAAAAAAAAAGUAAGCUGUGCUUAGUGCCAAUAGUAAGUGGCCAUUCGUAAAACAGUGUUUUAGCUUUUCUUGUGCUGGCUUGUAACUUAGGGAAAAGUGUUUUUUGAAAUGAAAAAAAUGGUGUCAUUUCCCCCUUACCGUAUUUUAAAGCUUCAUCUUAUAUCCAUAUCCCAAAAUAUUGCAUUCGUACCUAAGUAUUUUUUUUUUUUUUAAAGGUGUGCUGUGUUUGGGGAAUGAGUAUUUGAAAAAUUUAAAGCAUGAUUUAAAUUUUUUUAAAUGAGCUAUGACACUGGAAAGCUCUUUUUUAUCUUUUAAAAGUCUUUUGUUUUUUCCUAUUUAUAUAUGUAAAACUGUAGUGUUUUUCUUUUCACCAAAACAGUGUGUGGGAUAUUCUUUAUCACUGUCUUAGGACCACCUCAGGAAGUGUCAUUACCCAGAAUUCCUCACUCUCUGCUUUGAGACUUGUAACUUUUAUCACUUCUGCUUGGUGCCAUCUUGUCAGAGUAAUAUUUGACGUCUGUGAUAUGUAAAGAAUUAUCUUAGGACAGAGAUAUUAAUUAACUUUAAGCACAGAUUUCAGAUGUUACUGCUUUAAAACCAAUCAGGGAUAACAAAGUUAUAACUUAAAAAAUAUGCAAUGACAUUUAGAGGUAACCAGUGUUGAUGUAGGUAACAUAGCUUAGCCUUCUCUCCCAAAUUGCUUUUACAACUAACUUGGAUAUUAAUUUAGGAUAGUUCAUGCCUUAUCCUUGCUAAGAAAAUGGAAUUGAUGGUAGGUAGGUGCCAAAGUUCUUUUUCAAACAAUACUGCAUUGGAGUAUAAUUGGAUGCUUCUUGAAACUUACUUAUAUAGGCCAAAGUAAAACAUUAAUUUCCUGAAUUUCUAGAUUACUAGCCAAGAAAUAGCCAGGAUUAUGCUAUACUUUUUGUCAGAUCAUUUUGAAAUCCAUACAUAAACUUUAAAAACAGAUUUUUUACAUGUCACUAUCAGGAGCUUACUGUGAAUACAUUAUCUUCAAAUGGUUAUUUAACCACACAGUACACUACAUUUUACAUGUAAAAUGCACUUAAUCUCUGGGAAGAAUAAAUUAUUAUUUAUACACAAAACAUAGGCCAACAGACUCUAAACAGGGAGGAAAAGGAGAGUAAUAGCAUUCUUGUCUGUGUGUCACAUCCCAUACAGAUCUGUUUAUGUUUUUAUAUCGUGUGUGUACCCAAGGUUUCACUGUAUUCCUAAGAAUUCCCAUUUCAGUGUUUACCAUUUCAAAAAGUACUUGGCCCCUCUCAACUUCUUGACUUGGGUUUUCUUCCAUCUGGAAACUAAACAAGGGGAAAAUAUGGAAAAUGUGCAAUCAAGAAAAGAGUUAAUUUAAAGACAGAUUUCUACCUGUUGUAAGCAUUUAACCCUUUUAAAACUUUAAAAAAAGGGAUAAUAUGAAUGUUUGGCUUAUGAGAAUACUAGAGAUAAAUUUUAUAAGACCAGUUAUUCACAAUAUAAAACAUUUUGUCUUCAUGUUACAUUUUUUUUUAAACAAAUUCUGGGUAUUGUACUUAAGUUUAACCAAUUUUAAAACUUGUAUCCUUCUGAAAAUAUAUAUUUAGAAAAUCUUUUUAUAAGCAGUAAAGAAAGAAUGUUCCAGUGACUGCUUGUCCUGAUACGUAAUCUUACUAAAACUUUCUUUUUGCAGGGCAUUGGUUUAUAAUCAGUGUAGAGGGGGCAAGUUAAAAUUUAAGCUAGGGAUACUGGAAAAAAGAUCAAAGGAUGAAAAAAAUGGUGAUUUAUUUGGAAGUAAACUAAGACCCCCCCCCCACACUCCAAUAACUUUUCCUCGUGUGUAUGGUGCUCCUCAUGAUGUCUUGUUCUUUGCCUUUCUGAUACCUAUCAGAAGUGCUGCUCUCACUCACUUUUCACCUUACCCAGAUUUCCCUUGUAAAAAAUCCUUUAUGAUUAACUGCCAUAGGACUGAUGGAUUAACCAGUGUUUGGCUUUAUUUGAAGUCUAUGCCCUGCAGAGAUCUUGUAUGUAUUUUAGAUGCUAGGAAGUUUUUAGCAUGUGAUGUGUGAUUCUUGUUUGGAUGUUUUUAUUACAGGUACCUUGUGAAUUCCAGAAAAGAGACUGUGCCUCACAAGUGUUGGUCCCAUGACCUUGCACUAUCUUUCAUGGUGACCUUUUGAAAAUACAAUCAGGAAAAACACCAACACCUUUGGAAUUUAGGAAUAGAAUCAUAAUCAUGAAAUUAAAGACUCUCUCUUUUGCCCCUUUCCUUGCCCCUGACCAACAACUACAUUUAAGUAAAAUGUAGAUGGUUGGGAAAAACUGGUCAGAUGGUAGUUUAGUGGAAUAAACUGAUUACUGUUUUUUAAAAAAUGCUUCAUCAUAGAUAUUUUCCAGUUUGUCUUUUUUACUUUUUGAAAAAUUACUUUUUAGGAACAUUUGGUAUAAUGUGCAUAAAAUAAUUUAAAAUUUUUGGGCAAAAUGAUACAAGUAGCAUCUUGAUUGAACAUCAUUUACCUCAGAUAUUCAACCAGCAGUACGUUUUUUAUGCAGUCUCAACCCACAUCCCUAUUUGUUACCUCUCAAAAUAUUGGUGAGCAAUUAUUUUAGCUUUACUCUGUAUUUCUUGUCAGUGUUUUGGGCACAUACUUGCUAUUUUUUUCUGCAAGUAUUUAUUUAACAGAAAGUUAAAAACAACACACACGCAAACCCUCCUCCCCCAGUAAAACCCCAUCUUGGUUAAGUGAUUGUUAAAUAUUGUAAAAAUAAAAUGUAUGCUAUCCCCAUUCAAUCCCCAAGUUAAAUAAAAAAGUGAAUAUGGUA